This is a messenger RNA of Poecilia latipinna (sailfin molly), 2402 nucleotides long. RefSeq names its product nuclear factor 7, ovary-like. Gene Ontology annotation, biological process: protein ubiquitination. Gene Ontology annotation, molecular function: protein binding; ubiquitin-protein transferase activity; zinc ion binding. NCBI's taxonomy places the organism in Eukaryota, Metazoa, Chordata, Actinopteri, Cyprinodontiformes, Poeciliidae. The transcript has 2 exons. The record is from RefSeq and is a predicted model, not a curated record. Bases 172 to 1557 code for a protein of 461 amino acids.
CCAGCUGCAGGAGGGAAAAGUGGAAACCUCCAGCUCUGCUGCUUCAAGCUGCUCACACUGAAGGUGAGUUGGACCAAAACACUCAGAGUCACUUUGAGGGAAGUUAGUAGAGGAGGGAGGGAGCCGAGACUGACUGGACCUUCUGUGUUUUCAGCUUCACUCAGAGACAAAAUGGCUUCCAGAUCAGAGGAGGAUCUCUGCUGUCCGGUCUGUCAGGACGUCUUUACGGAUCCGGUUGUUCUGUCAUGUAGCCACAGCUUCUGUAAGGAGUGUCUGAAGAACUGGUGGAGAGAGGAACCAGCAAGAGAGUGUCCAGUUUGUAAGAGGAGAUCUUCAAGAGAGGAACUGACUUUAAAUCUGGCUCUGAAGAACCUGUGUGAAUCAUUCCUACAGCAGAGAGACCAGAGAAUCCCAACGGAUCUCUGCUCUCUGCACUCUGAGAAACUCAAACUCUUCUGUCUGGACCAUCAGCAGCCAGUUUGUCUCGUCUGCAGAGAUUCAGAAAAACACUCCAAGCACAGAUUCAGGCCCAUCGAUGAAGCUGCUCAGCAACACAGAGAGAAACUGAAAACAUCUCUGGAGCCUUUAAAGAAGAACCUGGAGAUGAAGAAGGAAGUUAAAGAGGAGUUUGAUCAGACAGCAGAACACCUGAAGGUCCAGGCCCGACACACAGAGAGGCAGAUUGUUGAGCAGUUUAAGAAGCUUCAUCAGUUUCUGACAGAGGAAGAGGAGGCCAGGCUGGCUGCACUGAGGGAGGAAGAGGAGCAGAAGAGAGGGAUGAUGAAGGAGAAGAUGGAGGCUCUGAGCAGAGAGAUAGCAGCUCUUUCAGACACAGUCAGAGCCACAGAGGAGGAGCUGAGAGCUGCAGACGUCUCAUUCCUGCACAACUACAAGGCUGCAGUGGAAAGAGUCCAGCGCUGCCCCCUGCUGGAGGAUCCACAGCUGCCCUCAGGAGCUCUGAUAGACCAGGCCAAACAUCUGGGCAACCUGGCCUUCAACAUCUGGAGCAACAUGAAGGGCAUGGUGACCUACACUCCUCUGGUUCUGGACCCAAACACCGCUGGGUCAAAGGUCAUCCUGUCUGAAGAUCUGACCAGUGUGACUUUGGCAGAGAGACAGAAGUUUCCUGAAAAUCCAGAGAGGUUUGAUCAUAGUUGUUCUGUUCUGAGCUCUGAGGGUUUUAACUCAGGGAUCCACAGCUGGGAUGUUGAGGUUGUAGACAGUGAAGACUGGAUCCUUGGCAUGUUGGCAGAGUCUGUCCAGAGAAAGAAAUUCAUAAGGGAUGGAUGGUUGGGUGUCUGCUUCUAUGAUGGUGAAUACUCAGCAGUGUGCGUACCAGCUCCUUUCACAGUUCUCUCGGUCCAGCAAAAGAUACAGAGGAUCAGAGUGAAUCUGGACUAUGACGGAGGAAAGUUGUCGUUCUUCGAUUUGGAUACUAACACACACAUUCACACCCUCACUCGCACCUUCACUGACAAGACGUUUCCUCUCUUCACCACUGAGGACAAAAUAAAAAUCCUGCCAAUGAAAAUCUCAUUGACCAAACAGCAGCUCUGAUGUUUGAAGAACACAAACUACAAAUAAACCGUAUUGGUCAGAUUGAAACUGAAGAUAAUCUGAUCAUCUGGGGGUUUUAUGAUUUGAUUAUUUUGAGUUUGUCGUCUCUCAUUACUGGAAACCAAUUUGUGUUGCAAACACUGUAGAGUAUGAUCUGUUUUUAAACUGUUUUUAUGAAUGAAUCUGUUGCACCAGAAUGUCUUCACUGUGACAGUCUUUUCUAAAUAACUAUGAAAAGUUCUGAAAUAAGGAUUGAUUGAUUCUGCCUCCGUCAUUCGUUUGUUUGUCCUCAGAGUUUUCCAAAUUUUUUUCCACUGAGAAACAGUUUCUGAAAAAGCAGAUUAUAGUUUAUAGUUUGGCUUUUUGGAGCUUUUUGAUUUGACCUGAUUUUAUGUUCUGAGUUACAUAGCAAAUAAAUGGGCCAACAUUUCCUCAAAAAAGAAAAAAAGCCACCUGUUGAACUCAGCUUAAGGAGAACGCCUUGGUCCAACAUAAGGUUGCUUCAGUCAAAUACUAACGCUGGUCCUAAACCAGAUACAGUGGUAAUAAUAACCCGAUUUCAAAUACCACAGUAGCUGCCUUAGUCCAGUGAGUUCUGCAAAGGAGAGCUGGAUUUUAUAUUGGUGGAUGUAUAAAUGCAUAAAGAUUGAUGCUUCCAGUGAACAGAAGAUCAGAAAAAGCAGAAGAAAAAAAAAAACUCAGUUUGAAAAGAAAACUUUAUUAACCAUCUUUUUUUUUAAAACUACUGAUGAUGUUUAAGUCUGAGUUUUGCAUCCUGUUCAGGUCUGAGAGCAUCAAGGGAACAAGCAGGUUAUUUAAACACAGAGGAAACACAGAUUCAAAAA